Molecule: messenger RNA, 909 nt
Organism: Cyprinus carpio (common carp)
Lineage: Eukaryota; Metazoa; Chordata; Actinopteri; Cypriniformes; Cyprinidae
Product: thiosulfate:glutathione sulfurtransferase
Cellular component (GO): mitochondrion
Molecular function (GO): thiosulfate-cyanide sulfurtransferase activity
Source: RefSeq, a predicted model, not a curated record
AACGGACCGAUCACAAUCGAUUGUGAUUACUAGAUAGCCCACACAAGCUGACGAUAGAGAAAAUCUGCGUAUGAAAACAUUUCUCACGACAAACGCAAUCAGCGACACUCAGAUCCGUGUAAUCGCCUCAAUCAUACGCUGAUAUUUAAACCAAAUACACUGCUUUAGAUCAGUCAUAGCUGCACCUUUCAGACUUGAUCCUAUCUGUGCUCAAAAGCGCACGAAUCUUAUCUCGAACUCGAUAGAGAUGAAUAGAGUGGUGCAUCUAGUGGCGCUCGUGCUCCUGUGUGUCUCAGCAGACAGAGCGGAUCAGUGCGACGAUGGAGCUGACAGCUGCAAUAAAUGGACCGAAACAUCUCACAACCGACCUCUAAAUACAGAUGAUGUUGUGACGUACGAGCAGCUGAAGGACAUGAUGUCCACCGGAAGUGUCCAGCUCUUCGAUGUUCGUGAACCAGACGAGCUGGAAGCAGGAUUUAUUCCAGGAGCCACUAACAUUCCCUUGGGAGACGUGGAGCAGGCCCUCAGACUGAACCCAGAUCAGUUUAGAGAGCGCUACGGCGUCCCGAAGCCUGGUUUAGAGGACUCAGACUUUGUGCUGUACUGCCAGAGGGGCAUCCGCAGCCUCAGCGCGCUGGAGACCGCAAGAGAUCUGGGAUACAGCAAAGCCCGUCAUUAUGCUGGAGGAUACAGCGAGUGGAUUCAGCUGGAACCUCAGUAAACCAAGCUUAUUUCCACGUGGUGAAGGACCGUGAAGAUGAUGAUUGAAAUGUAAUCAGCGCUUGACUGUUAAAAUGACAACACAGACCAAAAAUGUAUUAUUCAUAAUAUCUCAGAUGUAUCUAUAUAUUUUUGGUAAAGAAAUAAAAUAAAAUAAUUAUAAAUAAAUACUGAAUAUUGCAUUGCUAA